This is a messenger RNA of Ustilaginoidea virens, 783 nucleotides long. RefSeq lists its product as uncharacterized. The coding region runs from base 1 to 783 and encodes 260 amino acids. The record is from RefSeq and is a predicted model, not a curated record. NCBI's taxonomy places the organism in Eukaryota, Fungi, Ascomycota, Sordariomycetes, Hypocreales, Clavicipitaceae. The transcript has 2 exons.
AUGGAGGAGGCGAGUCUGGACGAGAUGCUCGCCCAGCUGGCCGCGUCCCUCGCCGCCGCCAGCUCGCGCCUGCGCCCGACGCACCUGCCGGCCCUGGACGCCCUCGCCGCCGCGCACCUGCGCGAGACGCAGUCGCCCGCCGUGGCGCUGUGCGGCCGCGCCCUGCCGCUCCUGUACACGGUGGUGUCGACGCUGGUGUCGCCGCCCAGCCGCCAGGCCGUGCUGGUCGUCGACCCGGGCGGGCGCUUCGACCCGGCCCGCCUGGACUGCGCGCCCGAGGACCUGCAGCACGUGUACGUCCAGCGCCCGGGUGCGGCCGACCACGCCGACGGCGACAACCGUGACGACGGCGACGACGACGACGACGGCGACGACGACGACGACGACGACGACGACGACGACGACGGCCGGCGCAGGGCCGUGGCCGCCGAGGCCGAGGCCUUCAUGCUGUACGGCGAGGGGGCGCGGCUGAGCCGCCCGCGGCGCUGGUGGGGCACCGUCGUGCUGGGCCCCGGCCCGGGCCCGGGCCCGGGCGACCUGACGGCCGGGCCGAGGGGCUGGCUGCGCGUCGAGCGGGCCCCCGUGCCGGGGUUCGCCGGCGUCCGGGGGGCCGGGGACGCCUGGGCGCGGAGCGAGCAGCGGCGCAGGGACGUCGACCGCGCCGGCUGGACCGCCGCCUCGCCCUGGGGCCGGUUUGCCUUUCACGAGGGCAGGCAGCACACGGGGAGGCAGCACGCGGGGAGGCAGCACGCGGGGACGGCAGCUCGCCCGCUCGACGGGUAG